AUGUUGGGUUUGGAUUAUCAUUCUAGUAGGGGGUACGUUGGGUUAGAACACUAUGGUAGAAUGGUUAGUAUGAAGAUCCUCCUUGCUGGGAUUCAUAUGGGUCAGCUUGAAUCUAUUAAGUCCUUUCCCCACACAUUGAAGAAAGUUUGCGAAUUGAAGGAAAGCUUUGAGGGAAGAAGGCCGUUUGAAGAAGAAGCCUGUCUUGCUGCAAAGCAGAUUAUUGCAGCAGGUCCUUUUACCACAACUGACAACUUGUUCUUUGAACCUCUAACUGAGCUGCUAGCAUAUGCACAAAGAAAGCAGCCUCAGUUGCUUUUAUUGCUGGGACCAUUUAUUGAUUCUGAACAUCCAGAGAUUAAGAAAGGAGCAGUAAACAGGACCUUUGAUGAAAUAUUUCGUCUUGAAAUCCUUGGAAGGCUUCAAGAUUAUGUGGAAUAUAUGGGUUCUGCUGCACGUGUAAUUCUCGUGCCAUCUAUACGGGACGCAAAUCAUGACUUUGUUUUCCCUCAGCCUGCUUUUGAUAUUCAUCUCGCAAGUCACAAUUUUAAAGAAAUUACAUUGUCUUACCAGAUAACCAGUCUUACAAAUCCGGGGAUUUUCAGUGCAAAUGAGAUCAAGGUAGGUUGCUGCACUGUGGAUAUUCUCAAACAACUUAGCGGAGAGGAGAUCUCACGGAAUCCAUCUGGGGGAUCCAAGCAGUGCAUGAAUAGACUUGCAAAUCAUCUACUUAGCCAGCACAGCUUCUAUCCUCUAUACCCACCAAUGGAAGAUACUCGCGUGGAUUUUUCUCUCGCUCCAGAGGCUCUUCAGAUCCCUUGUAAUCUAGAUAUCCUAAUCCUAUCCUCUGACUUGGAUCAUUUCGUGAAGGUGUUGUCAAUUGGGGAUAAAAAUGACGGAGAAGAGCAAGCGAAGUGCAUUUGUGUUAAUCCGGGAAGACUGGCUAGGGGCGAAGGAGCGGGUUUCUUCAUGGAGCUUAACUACGGGGGAAGCUCUGAUUCAGCCAGUGCUUCAGUUAUAAGCAUAUAG
Messenger RNA from Camellia sinensis, 1026 nucleotides. The record is from RefSeq and is a predicted model, not a curated record. NCBI's taxonomy places the organism in Eukaryota, Viridiplantae, Streptophyta, Magnoliopsida, Ericales, Theaceae.